AUGAUGCUGCUGCUUUCAAGUUGCUGUGAAGUGAAGGACAAAAAUGUGCAAGUGGUCGAACUCCCCAUUGUGGACAGCCUUCACCCCCGGCCUCCAUACUUACCCUUGGCUGUGCCAGAAGACCUCGCAGACCGACUUGUCCGAGUACAUGGUGAUCCUGCAGUGUGGUGGGUGUCCCAGUUUGUCAAAUACUUGAUUCGUCCACAGCCUUGGCUAGAAAAAGAAAUAGAAGAGGCCACCAAGAAGCUUGGCUUCAAGCAUCCAGUUAUUGGAGUCCAUGUCAGACGCACAGACAAAGUGGGAACAGAAGCUGCCUUCCAUCCCAUCGAGGAGUACAUGGUGCAUGUUGAAGAACAUUUUCAGCUGCUCGCACGCAGAAUGCAAAUAGACAAAAAAAGAGUGUAUUUGGCCACAGAUGACCCUUCUUUAUUAAAGGAGGCAAAAACAAAGUACCCCAAUUAUGAAUUUAUUAGUGAUAACUCCAUCUCUUGGUCAGCUGGACUGCACAAUCGAUACACAGAAAAUUCACUUCGGGGUGUGAUCCUGGAUAUACAUUUUCUUUCUCAGGCAGACUUUCUAGUGUGUACUUUUUCAUCCCAGGUCUGUCGAGUUGCUUAUGAAAUCAUGCAAACACUGCAUCCUGAUGCCUCUGCUAACUUCCAUUCUCUAGAUGACAUCUACUAUUUUGGGGGCCAGAAUGCCCACAAUCAGAUUGCCAUUUAUCCUCACCAGCCUCGAACUGCAGAUGAAAUCCCCAUGGAACCUGGAGAUAUCAUUGGUGUGGCUGGAAAUCACUGGGAUGGCUAUUCGAAAGGGGUCAACAGAAAACUGGGAAGGACGGGACUGUAUCCCUCCUACAAGGUCCGAGAGAAGAUAGAAACGGUCAAGUACCCCACGUAUCCCGAGGCUGAGAAGUAGAGCUCAGAUGAAGAGACAGGCAGCCAAACACAGUUCAGACCAUCUGAGCCAAACAGCAGAAAGAAGCCCUGACCUGACAGAGCGUGGUGUGUGGGUGUGGGUAGACUCCUCACACCAAGAAGAGCUGGGACCUCCCAGAGGCCUCAUUGGUGGAACUUCUCUUUAACAAGGGCAGCAAUGCCCUCAGACCCAUGCACAGGACAAUAACGUACUCACAUAUAACAUGCAAGCAGGUUGUUUUCUACUUUGCCCCUUUCAAUAUGUCCCCCAUAAAACAAACACUGCCACAUUGUGUAAUUUAAGUGACACGGACAUUUUGUGUGAGACUUUAAACAUGGUGCCUAUACCUGAGAGACCUGUACGACCUAUCGAGAAGGCCUGAACAGCGCCCACUGUGGGGACGUUGAUUCUUAGUUGGUGGUGGUCAUGUGACCACUGAAUUCACUUCAAUCAACAGAUUCAGAAUGAGAAUGGAUGUUUUUUCCUUUAUAAGGUUGUCUGGGAUUUUGUUUUGUUUUGUUUUUUAAGUAAAUGCAUCUGUUCAUCCACUUAUUAAUAAGUGAAGGCUACUUCAGAAAAUAAAAUAUUCACUCUCCAUUAGAAACUUUUGUAAAACAAUGCCAUGAACAAAUUCUUUAGUACUCAAUGUUUCUGGACAUUCUCUUUGAUAACAAAAAAUAAAUUUUAAAAAGGAA
This is a messenger RNA of Carlito syrichta (Philippine tarsier), 1613 nucleotides long. RefSeq names its product alpha-(1,6)-fucosyltransferase. The transcript is spliced from 5 exons. The record is from RefSeq and is a predicted model, not a curated record. Gene Ontology annotation, molecular function: alpha-(1->6)-fucosyltransferase activity; protein binding. The coding region runs from base 1 to 918 and encodes 305 amino acids. NCBI's taxonomy places the organism in Eukaryota, Metazoa, Chordata, Mammalia, Primates, Tarsiidae. Gene Ontology annotation, biological process: protein N-linked glycosylation.